AUGUCUGAAGCGAGGAUUGUCGUUCUGGGUGCUGGCGUUGUCGGCCUCACGACAGCACUGCUGUUGUCGAAGCAUACAAAAUACCAUGUGACUGUUGUCGCCAAGCACAUGCCCGGCGACUAUGAUAUUGAAUAUGCAUCCCCCUGGGCGGGAGCAAACUUCCUUCCCGUGGGGAAGCCGGGGACGCCCCUACAGCAAUUCGAGAUCGACACUUGGCCCGAACUGCAACGGCUAGCCAGAGACGUGAUAGAAGCCGGCGUCCACUUUCAAGACACCGUCGUUUAUAACCGCAAGAAAGACGUCGGUUCCGCAACGGGCAACUGGUUCGCAGAGCUGCUGAAGACAGAUCCGUGGUACAAAGACGUCGUGCCCAAUUUCAGAGUCCUCCCCCAGUCCGAGCUAGCACCCGGCAUCGACUCCGCCACCUCCUUCACCUCCGUCUGCAUCAACACCGCCAUCUACCUCCCCUGGCUUGUCGGGCAAUGCCUGAAGAACGGCGUCAUCGUCAAGCGCGGGAUCGUGGCGCACGUCGCCGAAGCAGCGACGCUUCACCACACCGGCAAGCGCGCGGACAUCGUCGUGAAUUGCACCGGCCUCUCAGCGCGUAAGCUGGGUGGUGUCGAAGACGCGGCUGUUUACCCUGCUCGCGGGCAGGUUGUCGUCGUGCGCAACGAUCCCAAGGUCAUGGCCUCCAUCUCUGGGACCGACGAUGGGGAGGACGAGGCAACUUACAUUAUGCAUCGUGCAGCUGGCGGCGGAUGCGUCCUAGGCGGCUGCCUCCAGAAGGAUAACUGGGAGUCACAGCCGGACCCCAAUCUCGCUAUGCGUAUCAUGAAGCGCUGCGUCGAGCUCUGCCCGGCGUUGACUGACGGCAAGGGGCCUGAGGCUCUUAGCAUCAUCCGGCAUGGUGUGGGUCUCCGGCCUAUGCGCGAGGGUGGCCCGCGGGUGGAGAAAGAGAAGAUCGAUGGGCUCUGGGUGGUGCAUCAGUAUGGGCAUGCUGGAUACGGGUACCAGUCGUCGUACGGGUCUGCGAUGGCGGCCGAGAAGCUGGUGGAGGACGUGCUUGGAGCGAAGGCGAAGCUGUAG
This is a messenger RNA of Coniosporium apollinis CBS 100218, 1086 nucleotides long. RefSeq lists its product as uncharacterized. Bases 1 to 1086 code for a protein of 361 amino acids. Gene Ontology annotation, molecular function: D-amino-acid oxidase activity; FAD binding. Lineage: Eukaryota; Fungi; Ascomycota; Dothideomycetes. The record is from RefSeq and is a predicted model, not a curated record. The transcript has 6 exons.